This is a messenger RNA of Acanthoscelides obtectus, 2136 nucleotides long. NCBI's taxonomy places the organism in Eukaryota, Metazoa, Arthropoda, Insecta, Coleoptera, Chrysomelidae. The record is from the annotation of a GenBank genome assembly.
CGUCACACGGUCUUCUUUCUUAUCGUCUACCAGAACCAGACCGCGGGAGACAGUCAUAGUAGGCCAUUCCCGAUACAGCAGUUGUUGAGAAUAGUUCCAUUCAAAUCCACAUCACAAAUCUAGUCAGCCAUGAGGGAAAUCGUGCAUCUGCAAGCCGGCCAGUGCGGGAACCAAGUCGGCGCCAAGUUUUGGGAAAUAAUAUCUGCAGAACACGGCAUAGACCCUGAUGGCGUUUACACAGGAGAUAGUGAACUGCAAUUAGAAAGGAUCAAUGUAUACUACAAUGAAGCAACAGUGGCCUCAUCCAGCCAAGGUGGAAAAUACGUCCCCAGAGCCAUCCUAGUGGAUCUGGAACCAGGUACCAUGGAUGCGGUACGUUCAGGACAGUACGGCAAACUUUUCCGACCAGACAAUUUCGUAUUCGGACAAUCUGGUGCCGGAAACAACUGGGCCAAAGGGCACUACACAGAGGGCGCCGAACUAGUCGAUGCUGUGCUGGACGUCGUCAGGAAGGAGGCGGAGAAUUGCGACUGCUUACAGGGCUUCCAGUUAACUCACUCGCUCGGAGGCGGUACCGGAUCCGGAAUGGGCACGCUCCUCAUCUCCAAAAUCAGAGAAGAGUUUCCAGACAGGAUAAUGAACACGUACUCGAUCAUGCCCAGUCCCAAAGUAUCAGACACAGUCGUAGAACCAUACAACGCCACCUUGUCCGUACACCAGCUUGUAGAAAACACCGACGAGACUUACUGUAUCGACAACGAAGCCCUGUACGACAUCUGCUUCAGAACAUUGAAAGUAACAAGCCCAAGUUACGGAGAUCUGAACCAUUUGGUUUCGCUCACGAUGUCCGGCGUCACCACCUGCCUCAGAUUCCCUGGUCAGUUGAACGCCGAUCUCAGAAAACUCGCUGUCAACAUGGUACCAUUCCCACGUCUCCACUUCUUCAUGCCCGGAUUCGCACCGCUUACAUCGCGAGGCAACCAACAGUACAGAGCCUUGACAGUACCGGAAUUGACCCAGCAGAUGUUUGACUCCAAGAAUAUGAUGGCUGCGUGCGAUCCUAGACACGGAAGGUAUCUGACAGUUGCCGCCAUAUUCAGAGGACGAAUGUCGAUGAAGGAAGUAGACGAGCAGAUGCUGGCUGUCCAGAACAAGAACAGCGGCUACUUCGUAGAGUGGAUCCCGAACAACGUGAAAACAGCCGUUUGUGACAUCCCACCAGUUGGCCUCAAGAUGUCUGCUACCUUUAUUGGAAACACCACCGCCAUUCAAGAGCUGUUCAAGCGCAUAUCAGAUCAGUUUGGGGCUAUGUUCAGAAGGAAAGCGUUCUUGCAUUGGUAUACUGGUGAAGGCAUGGACGAGAUGGAGUUCACAGAAGCAGAAUCCAACAUGAACGAUCUUGUGUCAGAAUAUCAGCAGUACCAAGAAGCAACUGCAGAUGAUGAUUAUGAAGCUGUAGAAGAAGGAGCUGCUGAAGAUAUCUUCGACUGCUAGUGUUUUAAAUUUAUUGUUUUUUCGAUCAUAAUGGCAAGAAACCAAGAAGUCUGCUGCUCACAAGGUCAAUAUGCUACCACUUUGAUUUUGUCAGGCAUAUUUUCCUAAAUACUUACUUUUUCCAAUUAGCUAUAUUUUCCGCGUUGCGAAAAACCAAAAAGGUGAUAAAAUCAAGACAAUAUGCACCAUAACAAAAAUCUAAUUUUGAUCUUAUUGGUUCAUAGAAUUCAUCACAAUCAAAUUUUGUGAAAAUUUCAAUGCUUCUAUGAACUGCUACUAGUAUAAUAAAAUUUACGAAAUAUUUUUUUUUAUAUUGUUUCAUGAACUAGUUAUAAGAAACUUUAGUAUUUCUCUUAUUUAAUUUAUGUAUUUUACUUACAGCAGAUUUGAAAUUGCCUUUUAUACCAAAAUUAUACUAUGCUGUUAUUCAGUUCACCAAAGAUACUUUUUGAUUAUACCAAAUAUAAUUAUCUGUAAGUUUGCUACUGUAACAUUAAUAUAAAUUUGUGAAUGUUAAAUGUUUGAGUUCCAUGUUUAAAUUAUGUUUCGUAACAUUUACAUACUUUUUUAAGGUUUUAGAUGUAUCUUUUCUACUGUUUCAUACAAAAAUAUUAGCAUUAAAUUAAAGACUGUUGAAGUAUA